GGACUUCGUUGGCGGUGUUUCAGUCUUCGUCUCAUAACUCUUUUCCUUUCUUGGUUUUUUUUUUUAACUACAGCAAAACAUGUCCUGCAUCGUAAUUGGCAUCUCCGGCGCGUCCGGCUCCGGCAAGACGCGGCUCAGUCGCACCAUCGUGACGGACCUCAUGGACACCUGCCCGCCCGACAGCAUCGGCGUGGUGUGCGAGGACUUCUACUACAAGGACCAGUCCGACAUCCCCGAGAGCGAGCGCAUUCGCGUCAACUACGACCACCCCAACUCGCUCGAGCACCAACUGCUGGCGGAGCAGCUUCGCCAGCUGAAGGCCGGCAAGGCGGUGGACCUGCCGCAGUACGACUACGUCCACCACACCCGUGCGGCCCACACCGUGCACAUGACGCCGAAGCGCGUGAUUAUCGUGGAGGGAAUUCUCCUCUUCACCGUUGAGGAGCUGCGGAAGGAGAUGGACUGCCUGAUCUUUGUCGAUGCACCGCUGGAUAUUUGUCUUAUUCGGCGCGCGAAGCGGGACAUGAUGGAGCGGGGUCGCACCUUCGACUCCGUGAUUGAGCAGUACGAGAAGACGGUGCGGCCCAUGUACUUCGCCUACAUUGAGCCGUCGAAGCGGUGGGCCGACAUCAUCGUGCCGAGCUGGAAGGACAACCAGGUCGCGGUGGAGGUGCUGAAGGCGAAGUUAAAUCACGACCUGUCGCUCAUGAGAGGCCCCGUUGUGGCGACCACCACUGAGUUGGAAUGA
Leptomonas pyrrhocoris is the source of this 748-nucleotide messenger RNA. Its product is annotated as uridine kinase-like protein. Gene Ontology annotation, molecular function: ATP binding; kinase activity. The coding region runs from base 80 to 748 and encodes 222 amino acids. The transcript has a single exon. Lineage: Eukaryota; Euglenozoa; Kinetoplastea; Trypanosomatida; Trypanosomatidae. The record is from RefSeq and is a predicted model, not a curated record. Gene Ontology annotation, cellular component: cytoplasm.